UUCUUCAACCUGGGAGUGCAACAUUCUCGUUCUCUAGCAGCUACCCAGCUGUACCAAGAGAAGUUAGCACAUGUAGUGGUGUCUUCAGCAUCCCCGUCUGUAGCACAAACUGCACAAGUCAGUCUACCGCAAGUUCCUCAGGUGCCUGGUGUUGGCAUUCUUCCUGCCGAAACGCAAGUUGGCCCUAGGACUAUGGAGCAAUACAUCAGUCAGCUCGGAAUUGCUGGACCGCAGGCCCAAGCACUGCUUCGACAAGCACAAUCGCAUCAUCUCGCACAGCAGGCGCAACUACUAGCAGCUGCAGCAUCUGUUCGUUUGCCGGAUCGUCCACAUCCUACUUACGGCAGUUCGAUCUUACCUCUGCAUGCUGAUCUUCUGCAGUUGGCCAGUCAAGUUCCUAUCUCUGUUUCAGCUGCUGUUUCUGUUGGACAGGUUUUGAAACCUGUUGCUGUUGGUGGGGGAAGCCAAGAUGCCGCAUUUUCUCCGCGACCUCCUCCAGUUGACCCGAGUCCUCCGAGAACAUUAGCCGACGCUUCAACUAGUAUCAUCGAUUCGAAUCCUUCUACGCUGGUUCAUCAACAGGCUCAAACAUCUCCGCCUGGAUCUAGUGAUCAACCACUUGAUAAGCGAGAUACGAUAGAAGCUCGUCCUCAGAGUGCGCGUGAGCAGUCGUCAUCAGCCAGUGCUGGAGCGCGAGUAACACCGCAGGUAUGA
Messenger RNA from Cylicostephanus goldi, 714 nucleotides. The record is from the annotation of a GenBank genome assembly. NCBI's taxonomy places the organism in Eukaryota, Metazoa, Nematoda, Chromadorea, Rhabditida, Strongylidae.